UUUCACCUCUGACCUCAGGCUACAGCGGAAGGACAAACGAAAGGUUUACUCGAAGAGAAAAUCAUCGUAGUUAUCAGAGAACACAGAUGAAUGAAACUGGCGAGAAACACUUGGAGAGUGACGAGGGCAGUUUUAAGACAACUCCCGAGUCUUCCUUUACUAUGAGCAGCCAUACCGGAGAAAAUCAUGGGGAAUAUAUAUCUGCACAACACCUAGCAAAACAGUGUGGAGACAGGACAGCUCAAACGUCUCAGUUAUGGAAACACACGAGAACCCAUACAGGAGAGAAGCCCUACAAGUGUGACCUGUGUGACUAUUCUGCAGCACGGAAAUCCAAUUUGGACUAUCAUCUAGUAAAACACACAGGUAAAAAACCCUAUACGUGUGGGGAGUGUGGAUACAGGACAGCCCAAAGGUCUGACUUAUCCAAACAUAUGAGGACCCAUACAGGAGAAAAACCUUACAAGUGUGACCAGUGUGACUAUUCCGCUGCAAGGAAAUCCAGUUUGGACAUUCAUCGAACAAUACACACUGGUGAGAAGCAGUACAUGUGUGGGGUUUGUGGAUACAGAUCAGCUCAAAAGUCUGACUUAUCUAGACAUAUGAGAACCCAUACAGGAGAAAAACCCUACAAGUGUGACAGGUGUGACUAUUCUGCAGCUCAGAAAUCUAAUUUAGACCAUCAUCUAGCAAUGCACGCUGGUGAGAAACCCUACAUGUGUGGGGAGUGUGGGUACAGGACAGCUAACAAGUCUCACUUAUCCAGACAUAUGAGAACCCAUACAGGAGAAAAACCCUACAAGUGUGACCAGUGUCACUAUUCUACAGCACAGAAAGGCACCUUAGAGAAACAUAAAGCAACACACACUGGUGAGAAACCCUACAUGUGUGGGGAGUGUGGGUACAGGGCAGCCCAAAAGUCUGACUUAUCCAAACAUAUGAGAAACCAUACAGGAGAAAAACCCUACAAAUGUGACCAGUGUCACUAUUCUGCAGCACGGAAAUCUAAUUUAGACCGACAUCUAGCAAUGCACGCUGGUGAGAAACCCUACAUGUGUGGGGAGUGUGGGUAUAGGGCAGCCCAAAAGUCUACCUUAGUCUAUCAUAUGAGAGCACAUACAAGAGAAAAUACAUACAAGUGUGACCAGUGUAGCUAUUCUGCAGACUCCAAGUCUGCCCUAACUCGACAUACGAGAAUUCACACGGAGGCACCGACUCUGGAACUGUAACAUCUUGUACUGACAUUUUCAUCAAAAGUGACAUUUUAGUGCGCACAAUCAUCUCUUAACUAUAGUUUCUCUAUUGAUACCAAGCUUAGGUAUGUAUAACAUCGACAUCUGUAGGGUCGAUAUUCUGUAAAAUGGAUAAAAGUUGCGAAAUUCCAAACCGUUUUUCUGACCAAUUUUGACCCAUAGUCAUGUACUAUUGUUCAUUGUAUUUCUAAGCACUGUAGAACUAUGGUUCAGUUACAAGUAUACAUGUAAUUCUUAGCCAGAGUAAUAUACUUGGGGCAAGCAUUGAAUCUUUUCUAAAAGAAAAAAAAAACGUUUUUCGCUAUCUAGCUUUGUAGUGGAAUGACAGUAAACAUGGUGAUAUUAUUUGGAUAUUGUACUUGAUUAGCUAGUGAUGAACAUCAGUAAACGACUGUACACAGUAGACGUUAGUACGGUUGUGUUCCUAGCUUGUGUGACGAAGUGCCUCCCUAUAUACUCAACACAAUUUUAUUUUUUUAACAUAUGUUAACUCUUAAGACUAGGGUUGUAAUGAUCAUCAGAAGUGUAAAAUGACCGAUGUGCUUAAAGUAGUUUCGAACAGUAGAAACUUAUUAUUUUAAUAAAA
Messenger RNA from Branchiostoma belcheri (Belcher's lancelet), 1839 nucleotides. Its product is annotated as zinc finger protein 239-like. The transcript has 2 exons. The record is from RefSeq and is a predicted model, not a curated record. Lineage: Eukaryota; Metazoa; Chordata; Leptocardii; Amphioxiformes; Branchiostomatidae. Gene Ontology annotation, cellular component: nucleus. Bases 87 to 1229 code for a protein of 380 amino acids.